UUCUCCUCGAUCUCCGUGCACCGCCUUCUUUCAUCGCUUUUACCUUGUGUUUCCCUGCAAUUUCAAUCUAAUUUUCAUUUCACAUCUUGUCUUGUCUCCCCAAAUAAAUUGUAGGAAAAGCUGCAAUUUUUGUGUUUCUUGGUGUUCGUCACUGCGUUGAAGGAUUGUUCUGAUCUGGGUGAAAAAGAUUUCGCAAUUGUGGCAUCGGGAUUUCAUAUCUGAGAUUUAUUAGUGGAUUGUAUUUGCGUUCAACUGUUGGAAAAGUGAGGUGAGUUUUUGGAUUUGAGACACUGCACAUAUCUGAGCACCUACAAGAAAAGAACCCUAAAUUAGCAAAUGACUUUUGAGCCUCUAUUUAUUUUGGUUAAGAAGUUCUUGCGCCGAUUCUCUAUGCAUUGAUCAUCACUAUGCUGGCUGCCCAUUGAGUAUUUCUUAUUGGGGGAAGUAGAACGGAUUUCUGGAUAGAUUGAAGUUCUAGUUUUCACUUUCUGAAUGAAGUGGGAAGAAAUAUGCUUUGGGCGGUUGUGUUGCUUUAAUCUCUGCUUUUAUAAAUUGUUGGGAAGGAGGACUCUGAGUUCUUGGUAAGGUAGUGUUCAUUUGCAUCUCAAAGUUUCACAUUUUGUGGGUUUCUGUGAAGUGGUUCUCAGUGUCCUUUCAUGUUUAUGACUUCUGGCAACCAAUUUUCACCAACAUUCUCAGUGGAGAUCUCUUCUGUGUAUUGAUGACACAGAAUACAAAUUGUUUGAGGCAAAGGAAAAGAACAACUACUUUGCAGGUCAUUGAGUUGACUUCUGCUAAAACUAAAUUCUGUCCGUAAUGCUCCUUAUGGGAAAGAAGAAUUCAGGUUUCAUGGGGUGGUGCCUUGGACCACCAUCACGGCUUUAAGACUCUUGAAAAUCCUACGGCUGCAUCUGGGGAGCCCUCUUCUUGGGUUAUCUCUUCGUUACGCAUGUGUGGUGUCAUAUCGUGCAGCUUUUCCUGAGUCCCAGAUCAGUUUUGUCGUUAUAGAAGCAUGCAGUUGGAUAAUAAUCUAGUUCGUGACAAUGUUAGGCUGAUAUAUAUUGAUGAUUCUCAAAGGACCAAUGAAGAGUAUGAAUUCACUGGAAACGAGAUCACCACAAGCAAGUAUACAGUUAUUAAUUUCUUGCCCAAGAAUCUCUUUAUUCAGUUUCAUAGGGUGGCAUACAUAUAUUUUCUAGUUAUUGCCGCUCUCAAUCAGCUACCUCCUCUUGCAGUUUUUGGGAGAACUGUUUCUCUCUUCCCACUACUUUUUGUUCUCACUGUGACUGCUAUAAAAGAUGGUUAUGAGGAUUGGCGAAGGCACAGAUCUGACCGAAAUGAGAAUAACAAGGAAUCUUUAGUGCUUCAAUCUGGUAAGUUCCAAUUAAAACGAUGGAAGGAUAUCAGGGUAGGCGAGGUGGUGAAAAUUUGUGUUGAUGAGACGAUUCCUUGUGAUAUGGUACUGCUACGGACAAGUGAUCCUAGUGGUGUUGCUUAUAUACAAACCAUGAAUUUGGAUGGCGAGUCAAAUCUAAAGACAAGAUAUGCUAGGCAGGAAACAUCCUUGAUGUCAUUUGAAGGAGGGUUGACAUCAGGGGUGAUCAGAUGCGAACAGCCUAACAGAAACAUAUAUGAGUUCACAGCCAAUAUGGAGUUGAAUGUACAUAAAGUUUCUCUUAGUCAGUCAAACAUUAUCUUGCGUGGGUGUCAGGUGAAAAACACAGAAUGGGUGGUGGGUGUGGUGGUUUAUGCUGGUCAAGAGACAAAAGCGAUGCUGAAUAGUGCGGUGUCGCCAUCCAAGAGAAGCAGGCUGGAACAGGCAAUGAACAAAGAAACUAUUUGGUUGUCGGUUUUUCUUUUCAUCCUGUGUCUGGUUGUGGCUAUUGGGAUGUGUUUGUGGCUGAUGCGACACCAGAUGCAAAUUGAUACGUUGCCUUAUUACAGAAAGAGUUAUUUAAUAAAAGGAAAAUUUCCAGGCAAACCGUAUAAAUAUUAUGGGAUUCCUAUGGAAACCUUUUUUGCCUUUUUGAGUUCUAUUAUAGUGUUUCAGAUAAUGAUACCGAUAUCUCUCUACAUUACCAUGGAGUUGGUUCGGUUAGGACAAUCUUAUUUCAUGAUAGAAGACAAACAUAUGUAUGACAGCAGCACCAACUCAAGGUUUCAAUGCAGAUCCUUAAAUAUAAAUGAAGAUCUGGGUCAAAUACGUUAUGUAUUCUCUGAUAAGACUGGUACGCUUACUGAGAAUAAAAUGGAGUUCCGAAGAGCUACUGUGUUUGGGAAGCAUUAUCGUAAUUCCUCAGUGGUGGAUGGCACCACAAAGGAUACAGAGACUGCAGAACUAACAAAACCCACUCCAUUGUCCUCAAAAGGAAGGAAGCUAAAAUCUGAUAUUGCUGUGGAUGCACAGCUCAUGGGAUUGCUUCAUAAAGGCUUGGAUGGAAGUGAAAAGAUUUCUGCUCAUGAAUUCUUCCUUACAUUGGCAGCAUGUAACACUGUUAUUCCCAUUCCUAGUCAAACAACUUCCGAAGGUUCAAUGGGGACUGAAAUUCAUGAAGAUCUUGAAGCUAUUGACUAUCAGGGAGAAUCCCCUGAUGAAGAAGCUCUGGUAGCUGCUGCCUGUGCUUAUGGGUAUAUUCUUUUUGAGAGGACAUCUGGUCAUAUUGCAGUUGAUGUCAAUGGUGAGAAACUAAGAUUGGAUGUUUUAGGGCUGCAUGAGUUUGAUAGUGUUCGAAAGAGGAUGUCUGUUGUAAUCAGAUUCCCCAACAAUGAUGUGAAGGUGUUAGUAAAAGGAGCGGAUACAUCAAUGCUCAGUAUUUUGAGGGAAGACCGUGAAAAUGAUGAUUUAAGCCUCAUAACGCAGCGCCAUUUGAACGAGUAUUCAUCAGAAGGUCUACGCACGCUUGUACUUGCUGCUAGGGAUCUUGAAGGUGAAGAACUUGAGGAGUGGCAGUCUAUGUAUGAAGAUGCAAGUACUUCAUUGGCCGACCGUUCUUUGAAAUUACGUCAAACUGCAUCUCUUGUCGAAUCUAACUUGUGUUUGCUUGGGGCAACUGGAAUUGAGGACAAGCUUCAAGAGGGUGUACCAGAAACUAUCGAGUCUCUUCGGCAGGCAGGAAUUAAGGUCUGGGUUCUGACUGGAGAUAAGCAGGAGACCGCAAUUUCAAUUGCUCUGUCCUGCAAGCUACUGACAGGGGAUAUGCAUCAAAUUAUCAUAAAUGGAACUUCAGAGAGUGAAUGCAAAAUGCUUCUAUCUGAGGCGAAGGCCAAAUAUGGUGUGAAAUGUGGAGGUUUCAGGACCCAGAGUUUUAAGUUGAAGAAGGGUGCUGAAAGUGAUUUUGUGGACGUUCUUGCUGAAUCAAAAUUGUCCAAUUUGCCUACUGAGGAUGAUGGAAACCCAGAACUAACCAUGGGUGGGCCAUUAGCACUGAUAAUUGAUGGGAAUAGUCUAGUUUACAUCUUGGAAAGAGAUCUGGAAUCAGAGCUGUUCGAUCUUGCAACUUCAUGUAGGGUUGUGUUGUGCUGUCGUGUUGCACCCUUACAAAAGGCGGGAAUUGUUGAUUUGAUAAAGAGUCGCACUGAUGAUAUGACACUAGCAAUAGGCGAUGGUGCUAAUGAUGUUUCAAUGAUCCAAAUGGCGGAUGUUGGUGUUGGCAUAUGUGGCCAGGAAGGGCGUCAAGCUGUCAUGGCUUCAGAUUUUGCUAUGGGACAGUUCAGAUUUUUAAAAAGGUUACUCUUGGUCCAUGGGCAUUGGAAUUAUCAACGCAUGGGUUAUUUGGUUCUCUACAACUUCUACAGGAAUGCUGUCUUUGUCUUUAUGCUUUUUUGGUAUAUUUUAUGUGCGGCUUUCUCAACGACAUCUGCACUUACAGAUUGGAGUAGUGUAUUUUACUCAGUAAUUUACACUUCUAUUCCUACUAUUGUUGUUGGUAUUAUGGACAAGGACCUAAGUCAUAAGACGCUGCUCCAGUAUCCAAAGCUAUAUGAAGCUGGUCAUAGGCAAGAGGGUUACAACAGUUACCUUUUUUGGAUCAUGAUGGCCGACACAAUAUGGCAAAGUCUCGUUCUUUUUUGUGUUCCCAGAUUGGCCUUUAAAGAAAGCACAAUUGACAUUUGGAGUAUGGGCAGUUUGUGGACCGUUGCUGUAGUUAUCCUAGUCAAUAUACAUUUGGCCAUGGACAUUCAACGAUGGGUACUUUAUACUCAUAUCUCAAUUUGGGGUUCUGUCAUAAUGACUUAUGCUUGUGUCGUGGUCUUGGACUCUAUACCGGUUUUUCCUAAUUAUGGGACAAUAUACGAAUUGGCAAAGCAACCUACCUAUUGGUUCUCCAUUUUGCUUAUAAUUGUCAUAGCACUACUUCCUCGGUUUACGAUCAAAGCUCUGCACAGAAUAUUUCGGCCUUCAGAUAUCCAGAUAGCCAGAGAAGCCGAGAUACUAAGAAAAAGACGCUUCUUUUAUGGGUCAAGGUUGUUUUGGAGAUCCACCAGUUAGCAUGUAUACUGGCGAUUUCAAUUGAUUCCAUUUUACAACAGCAGCUCCUGAGUUCAUCUCACAUGGUUUUCAUGUCUAAAGGAUAAUAUGGCAUAAAACCAUCCAUCUGCCGCACGAUAUCUGUUCUUCAACUCUUGUGGUGAAGAAGUGAAUUUGGUUUGUUGAAGACAUUUGAUCCAAGAAGUGAAAAAGGGGAAUUGGGGUGCUAUACAUCUCGGAUAUUGGCUUCAGAAAAUAGGCACAUCGUGGGUGGUUGUGGCAUAAGUGGUGAAGUAGGGAAAGGGACACGGCGGAAAUAGAGAAAAAGGAGGUAUGUAACAAGUUUUAUGUAAACAAGUAGAAGUAGUAGUUUUGUUAGCUUGUAAACAAAUGAAAGCAAUAUUGUUACGUAUUCGCUUCAUGGAGAAGGCAGCGUGGUUUCGUUGUUCAAGCAGUUUGUAGUUUAUACUACACUACUGCCAUAGCUGCUACUGUUAGACAGUUAUUCUAUGCAACAGGUAUCAGUUAUUCAUGC
Molecule: messenger RNA, 5003 nt
Organism: Cynara cardunculus var. scolymus (artichoke)
Lineage: Eukaryota; Viridiplantae; Streptophyta; Magnoliopsida; Asterales; Asteraceae
Product: phospholipid-transporting ATPase 1-like
Exons: 9
Coding region: 1013-4489 (1158 amino acids)
Biological process (GO): phospholipid translocation
Cellular component (GO): plasma membrane
Molecular function (GO): ATP binding; ATPase-coupled intramembrane lipid carrier activity; magnesium ion binding
Source: RefSeq, a predicted model, not a curated record